AUGCCUCCGUUUUCCGACGGCCUCCACACGGCAGGAUCGGAUGUGAGAUUGGUCAAUUCAGACGAUCGUUGCUCUGGAAGAGUGGAAAUCUUUCACGAUGGAAGCUGGGGCACGGUUUGUGAUGAUGGCUGGGAUUUGACGGAUGGCACUGUUCUUUGCAAGGAGCUGCAAUGUGGACCCGUCCUGUCGGUGCACGGUAGUGCUCGGUUUGGAGAAGGUACUGGAAAUAUUUGGAUGGAUGAUGUUUCCUGCGAGGGGACGGAGUCCCAUCUCCAGUCUUGCUCCUUCCCUGGUUGGGGAACCCACAACUGUGGUCAUGGUGAGGAUGCAGGUGUAAUCUGUUACCCAGGUAAGACCCAGCUGUAUAACUGAAUGGACAUCUUCUGAUCGGAUGUGAGAUUGGUCAAUUCAGACGAUCGUUGCUCUGGAAGAGUGGAAAUCUUUCACGUUGGAAGCUGGGGCACGGUUUGUGAUGAUGGCUGGGAUUUGACAGAUGGCACUGUUCUUUGCAAGGAGCUGCAAUGUGGACCCGCCCUGUCGGUGCAUGGCAGUGCUCGGUUUGGAGAAGGUACUGGAAAUAUUUCGAUGGAUGAUGUUUCCUGCGAGGGGACGGAGUCCCAUCUCCGGUCUUGCUCCUUCCCUGGUUGGGGAACCCACAACUGUGGUCAUGGUGAGGAUGCAGGUGUAAUCUGUCAUCCAGGAUCGGAUGUGAGAUUGGUCAAUUCAGACGAUCGUUGCUCUGGAAGAGUGGAAAUCUUUCACGAUGGAAGUUGGGGCACGGUUUGUGAUGAUGGCUGGGAUUUGACAGAUGGCACUGUUCUUUGCAAGGAGCUGCAAUGUGGAGCCGUCCUGUCGGUGCACGGUAGUGCUCGGUUUGGAGAAGGUACUGGAAAUAUUUGGAUGGAUGAUGUUUCCUGCGAGGGGACGGAGUCCCAUCUCCAGUCUUGCUCCUUCCCUGGUUGGGGAACCCACAACUGUGGUCAUGGUGAGGAUGCAGGUGUAAUCUGCCACCCAGGAUCGGAUGUGAGGUUGGUCAAUUCAGACGAUCGUUGCUCUGGAAGAGUGGAAAUCUUUCACGAUGGAAGCUGGGGCACGGUUUGUGAUGAUGGCUGGGAUUUGACGGAUGGCACUGUUCUUUGCAAGGAGCUGCAAUGUGGAGCCGUCCUGUCGGUGCAUGGUAGUGCUCGGUUUGGAGGAGGUACUGGAAAUAUUUGGAUGGAUGAUGUUUCCUGCGAGGGGACGGAGUCCCAUCUCCAGUCUUGCUCCUUCCCUGGUUGGGGAAUCCACAACUGUGGUCAUGGUGAGGAUGCAGGUGUAAUCUGUCAUCCAGGAUCGGAUGUGAGAUUGGUCAAUUCAGACGAUCGUUGCUCUGGAAGAGUGGAAAUCUUUCACGAUGGAAGUUGGGGCACGGUUUGUGAUGAUGGCUGGGAUUUGACAGAUGGCACUGUUCUUUGCAAGGAGCUGCAAUGUGGAGCCGUCCUGUCGGUGCACGGUAGUGCUCGGUUUGGAGAAGGUACUGGAAAUAUUUGGAUGGAUGAUGUUUCCUGCGAGGGGACGGAGUCCCAUCUCCAGUCUUGCUCCUUCCCUGGUUGGGGAACCCACAACUGUGGUCAUGGUGAGGAUGCAGGUGUAAUCUGCCACCCAGGAUCGGAUGUGAGGUUGGUCAAUUCAGACGAUCGUUGCUCUGGAAGAGUGGAAAUCUUUCACGAUGGAAGCUGGGGCACGGUUUGUGAUGAUGGCUGGGAUUUGACGGAUGGCACUGUUCUUUGCAAGGAGCUGCAAUGUGGAGCCGUCCUGUCGGUGCAUGGUAGUGCUCGGUUUGGAGGAGGUACUGGAAAUAUUUGGAUGGAUGAUGUUUCCUGCGAGGGGACGGAGUCCCAUCUCCAGUCUUGCUCCUUCCCUGGUUGGGGAAUCCACAACUGUGGUCAUGGUGAGGAUGCAGGUGUAAUCUGUCAUCCAGGAUCGGAUGUGAGAUUGGUCAAUUCAGACGAUCGUUGCUCUGGAAGAGUGGAAAUCUUUCACGAUGGAAGUUGGGGCACGGUUUGUGAUGAUGGCUGGGAUUUGACAGAUGGCACUGUUCUUUGCAAGGAGCUGCAAUGUGGAGCCGUCCUGUCGGUGCAUGGUAGUGCUCGGUUUGGAGGAGGUACUGGAAAUAUUUGGAUGGAUGAUGUUUCCUGCGAGGGGACGGAGUCCCAUCUCCAGUCUUGCUCCUUCCCUGGUUGGGGAACCCACAACUGUGGUCAUGGUGAGGAUACAGGUGUAAUCUGUCAUCCAGGAUCGGAUGUGAGAUUGGUCAAUUCAGACGAUCGUUGCUCUGGAAGAGUGGAAAUCUUUCACGAUGGAAGUUGGGGCACGGUUUGUGAUGAUGGCUGGGAUUUGACAGAUGGCACUGUUCUUUGCAAGGAGCUGCAAUGUGGAGCCGUCCUGUCGGUGCACGGUAGUGCUCGGUUUGGAGAAGGUACUGGAAAUAUUUGGAUGGAUGAUGUUUCCUGCGAGGGGACGGAGUCCCAUCUCCAGUCUUGCUCCUUCCCUGGUUGGGGAACCCACAACUGUGGUCAUGGUGAGGAUGCAGGUGUAAUCUGCCACCCAGGAUCGGAUGUGAGGUUGGUCAAUUCAGACGAUCGUUGCUCUGGAAGAGUGGAAAUCUUUCACGAUGGAAGCUGGGGCACGGUUUGUGAUGAUGGCUGGGAUUUGACGGAUGGCACUGUUCUUUGCAAGGAGCUGCAAUGUGGAGCCGUCCUGUCGGUGCAUGGUAGUGCUCGGUUUGGAGGAGGAUCGGAUGUGAGAUUGGUCAAUUCAGACGAUCGUUGCUCUGGAAGAGUGGAAAUCUUUCACGAUGGAAGUUGGGGCACGGUUUGUGAUGAUGGCUGGGAUUUGACAGAUGGCACUGUUCUUUGCAAGGAGCUGCAAUGUGGAGCCGUCCUGUCGGUGCAUGGUAGUGCUCGGUUUGGAGGAGGUACUGGAAAUAUUUGGAUGGAUGAUGUUUCCUGCGAGGGGACGGAGUCCCAUCUCCAGUCUUGCUCCUUCCCUGGUUGGGGAACCCACAACUGUGGUCAUGGUGAGGAUGCAGGUGUAAUCUGUCAUCCAGAUGUGAGAUUGGUCAAUGCAGACGAUCGUUGCUCUGGAAGAGUGGAAAUCUUUCACGAUGAAAGUUGGGGCACGGUUUGUGAUGAUGGCUGGGAUUUGACAGAUGGCACUGUUCUUUGCAAGGAGCUGCAAUGUGGAGCCGUCCUGUCGGUGCACGGUAGUGCUCGGUUUGGAGGAGGUACUGGGAAUAUUUGGAUGGAUGACGUUUCCUGCGAGGGGACGGAGUCCCAUCUCCGGUCUUGCUCCUUCCCCGGUUGGGGAACCCACAACUGUGGUCAUGGUGAGGAUGCAGGUGUAACCUGUUACCCAGGUAAGAGACCAGUGGAUAUCUUCUGUGAAACUGAGGCUCUCACAUACGAUUAA
Molecule: messenger RNA, 3450 nt
Organism: Hemiscyllium ocellatum (epaulette shark)
Lineage: Eukaryota; Metazoa; Chordata; Chondrichthyes; Orectolobiformes; Hemiscylliidae
Product: deleted in malignant brain tumors 1 protein-like
Exons: 12
Cellular component (GO): membrane
Source: RefSeq, a predicted model, not a curated record